AUGGCUGGAUCCCCAGUUUCCUUUUCUUCUUCCUCCUCCUCCUCCUCGCCCUCCUUCCUCUCCUCCCGCCUCCUGGGCACCAUCAUCCGCGUUACAUGCCUCCUCGCUUGCCUCGCCAUCAUCGCCUUCUUCGGCGUGAGCUACUGGGCGCUGCGGGCCACUAAUCUCACGCCACGUGUCGAGGAGUUUAGGGACCACUGGGACUCGUGCGUAAAUCAGCCCAUGGGCCACUGGGUCAAGCUCGCGGUGCCGUCUUCGCGCGGCGUGCCCUGCUCGCACAUAGUUAAAGCGGCGAUUAAGAGAGGAGAGGCCGGGGUGGAGCGAGGCCGGCUGCUGCAUCGGCUGCAGCUGAAAGAGCAUCCCGGAAGGGACGGCUGCGCGGUGAAAUACGACGCUGACGUGGACCCCUGGGACAUGCAUCCCGUGCCACGUGGCAAAUUCUCCUACUCGUCCUGCCGCGUGGAAUGGAUCAUCUACUCUUCCGAUUGCGGACUCUCCAUGGUUCGGAUGGCGGAUUUCGCGCACAUGGCGGCCAUUCCGUUUGCCGUGGUGGGAGUGGGCGUGCCCUGGAGAGGCCAGGGCGGCCGCAUGCGGACUAUCCGCGACUACCUCCGCUCGCUGCCGCCCGACCGCAUUGUCAUUUCCACCGACGCCGACGACGCCUUCCUCAUGCCGGGCCCCCGCUGCCGCCCGGAGAAUCUCGUGGAGGCGUUUCUCUCGCUCAACGCGCCCGUGGCCUUCGGUGGCGAGAUCUUUUGCUACCCGGACUGGCGGAAAAUCGAGGUGUUUUACCCUCGGAAAAUCAACGAGACGAAGAACUGGUUCCUGAACUCCGGAGCCUAUGUGGGAUAUGCGUGGGCCCUGGCAAAGAUCAUCGAUGCCACAUACGUAGGAGACUGUAUGCAGGACCAGCGUGCGUACACCCUCGGGUUCAUCGGCCAACAAUACCUAUUCAGGCACCUCCCACGCGUGCCCUACCCUGAAGCCAGCGACUUUGAAUCAGCUCUUAACAGCAUGGGUAGUGUCACUGCGGCUGUGGCCGCCCAGGAAAAGUUCGCUGACUCGCCGUUCCGCAAGCCGUGGCGCAACCCGCGGCCUGUUAAGUACAACACGACGAUGUCGCCGUUCCAUCGGCUGCCGCCCGCAUCAGAAGAGAAGGUGAUCAGCGAGGCGAUGGAGGCGGGGCAGAAGGAUGCGCCGUCCGUCAUGGCUGCUCCGUUCAUGAAGCUGGAUCAUUACAACACGCUGUUCACGCACCUGGGGGGGUAUCCCUGGGAGGAGUUUGAGGUGGUGGGGAAGGGCGGAGAGGCGAUGGUGCGCGCAAAGAGCACGGGCGGCAUGGCGUGCAUUUUGCAUCAGCAGGGAGAUAAGAUGCAAAAUCUGUCCAUGUACUAUGUGUUUGAGCAGGCCAGGCUGGAUGAUGUGCAGGCUGCACGGGGAUAUGUGUAG
Messenger RNA from Closterium sp. Yama58-4, 1449 nucleotides. Lineage: Eukaryota; Viridiplantae; Streptophyta; Zygnematophyceae; Desmidiales; Closteriaceae. The record is from the annotation of a GenBank genome assembly.